AAGCCAGUCUUUCUUCCUUAACUGAUGAUGAGGAGAAGGAUGCUUUUUGCUGUAAAAAUGGAAUUGAGAAGACCAUGCAGGCAGUUUAUGCACAGUAAAAGGCAGAACAUCCAACCGGGGAUGUGGACACUGAUUUGUACAGAGCAUUGCAAGAUCUUAGAUAUGCUGUGGAAAAGAUCAAGACAAAACUUGAACAGAAAGCAAACUACUCUUGGCUAAGUAAUGACCUUUUGAAGUCUCAGAAUUCUGAUGUUCUUUGGGCUGUUUCCUCACUUUAAAGAAAUUAUGCAGCAAAAUUGGAAAAGUCAGAGAAAUGUAAACAAGAUUUAUCAGCCGAAAUUCUGUUGGAGGAGCAGCAUGGCAAGGAGCUUAUCAAGAUUUUCAAAGGACUGAUUCCUAAUACAAAGAACUCUGCUGUUGAAAAAGAAAAACCAACUCAAAUGAGAGAGAGAAGUAAUGACGGACAGAGGAUGUCCAAGAGGUUGAUUGAGGAGGCAGAGAAAUAUAUUGAGGACCUCAUUUCAAAUGUUGAAGAUACUGAUAUUUCCUCCUUAGAUGGAGAAAGGAGUGACACCAGUUCAAGUUUAGGAGGAAUUACAGACACCAACUUUCCUGGCCGGACAAAUCAUGUGCUGCCACUAAUUGCUUCUGGGUCAAUUUCCAAGGUCAGCCGGACAAAUCAUGUGCUGCCACUUUCUCCAGAUCCUUUUGCCAGGGGAAGUGGCAACCAGACAGGCCCUAAUAGUUGUGGGGAAUGGGGAAUAUACUUCAAAUUGAAGGAGUUAUAAUAUCCAAUUUCAUUUUUUAGCAUAUUUUCUCUUGCUCAGGUCAUCUAUCAAUGAAACUUCGCAGAUUAUGCAUAUCCAUCCAUAAUUCUUCUGUUUCUUUCUUACUUUUUGGCUCUUAUAAUAGGAAGCAACCCUUGCACAGGAUUCAGUUAAUCAUUUCACCAACAGCCGUGGGAGUUGGAGCCCAUUUCCUGACUGCACUUCAGUGAACAGGAAAUACUAUGGGAUUAGAUUUGGAGAGCCUGGAAAUCACCAGAGCCAUCUCCCAUUAAAGGGCACUAAAAGGCUGCAGUUGGAUGUGGAUGAUUAUCUCAAGGCUAAAAGCAGUGAAGAUUUACUUUAUGAAACAUGGAGCCAAGGACAGAAUUUGUUCAGGUGGUCUUUUGCUUGUAAUAAGAUGUUCCCCUGGCAACAAUCUCCUUCUUUGAGGUGUGUUGCUGUGUAUAAUUCAAACUUUUUCUCCUCCAAUGAAAUAAUAGACACUAU
Rubroshorea leprosula is the source of this 1274-nucleotide messenger RNA. The record is from the annotation of a GenBank genome assembly. Lineage: Eukaryota; Viridiplantae; Streptophyta; Magnoliopsida; Malvales; Dipterocarpaceae.